UGAUUGUUAAAAAUUGUUAAAUUCCGUCAAAUUUCAAGUGUUUUCUUCAAAUAAAGUCACAUUCAUCAUUAUUUUUUUUGUUUUUGCAUGUCCCAGUGAAAGUCCAAAAUCAUGGCUACGUUAUUCGAGCAGCUUGAAACUUUAUACAAAUACGAGUUAUACUCAAACGCAAAGCAAUUAGCAAAUCUCAUCCUUUCCAUUUACGAAAGCAAUCGAUUUCUGUUGACGCCCCAAGAACACUUCCAAACCCUCAUUUAUUACGCUGAGUCUCUCUACCACGAGCGGCAAUAUCGCGAAGCGGAAGGAUUUUUCCGUCAAGCACUUUGCGUCAAAAAAGUCGUGACAAAAGCCAAAGGAUCGAACAAACUGGAGCCAAGUGAUCCGCAUUCCGAGAUGGAAAUCAAGUACAAAAUCGCAAAAUGUUUAGUCGAAAACAAGCAUUUGCGGGAUGCCGUUUCGACCCUGCAAUCGAUAACGAUGAAGCAACGUACGCCGAAAGUGAAUAUGUUGCUGGGGAAACUUUUGCACAACAGCGGGAACGAUCGCACCGCAAUUGGAGCUUAUAAGGAAGUUUUGAAAGAUUGUCCGUUGGCGUUUGAAGCGAUCGAAGGCUUAAUUACGAUCGGUGUCAAGGGAAUUGACGUCAAUUCGUUGAUUUUGGAUGCUUCCGGAGCAAUUCAGUGCAGCGACUGGCUCAGCAGUUGGAUAAAAGCUCACGCCAACAUUCAUGCCCGUAAAUAUUCCGAGGCGAUUCAGACGUUGCGAGGCUUGGAAAAUAACACAGUGUUGAAAAAUUAUCAUCAAUUGCUCGUUCUCAUCGGCGAAUGUUAUUACCACAAUGGCGAAUACGAUAAUGCCUAUGCUUACCUUAGUCGAGCCCACAAUUUGUGUCCUUACAUGAAAAAUGGCAUCCAAAUUCUCGCGAUUUUGCUGUCAAAACGCAACAAAAUCAACGAUCUCGAAAAAAUGAUCGCUCCGACGUCAACUUUUCCUUAUGAAUAUACUUCGGAAUCGUGGUUCGUGAUGGCCCAAUAUCUCUUUGCGACGGGAAAAUACGACAAAGCUGUCUAUUUUGUCCAAAAAUCCUGCUUCUUAAAUCCCAAAAAUGUCGAGGCCUUGAUUUUAAAAGCACGAAUUUUGUUGCAGCUCAAAAAACACAACGAAGCGAUAUCGCAUCUGCAAUUUGCGCAACAAUUUGCUCCGUAUCGCUAUGAAGUGCACAAAGGAUUGGUCGAGACGCUGCUGAGUAUGGAAAAAUUGCGCGAAGCAUCGAGUCAAGCGUCGAAGGCGUUGCGGCAGCUGGGCGAAUCGCCGAGAUUGUUGGUUUUGUGUGCGCGAACGUAUUUGAAGGACAUCAUGUCGAAGUCGAAAGCGAAGCCGUUGUUGAUCCGGGCACUCGAGUUGAACGAAUAUUAUUUGCCGGCGGUGUUUUUGUUGUGCGAAAUUUAUCAGGAAGACAAUGAGACGGCUGAGGCAAUUAAAUUGCUGAAGAAACAGGUUUCGGUGCAGCCAAAUUGUCGGUUGUAUUCGAUGUUGGGAGACAUUUUGAGCUUUGAGAAGGAUCAAACGGGAGCUUUGGAACAUUAUACGCAUGCUUUGAAUUUCGAUCCAAAUAAUCGUCGUGCAUUGACUGGCUUAAUGGCACUCGGACACACAACAGGCGGAAAUCUAGAUUCAUCUUACGCAACAAUUUCCGAAAACGAAGAAGGCAACGAGAUGCAAGAAAAUCCCUUAGAAAUGAUUGAAAUUCCUCACAAUGAUCCCGAUCCGGAAAGCGAAUCUGAUGUAAUGUGGUCCGAUGUUGAGAUUGAUAACAUUAAUAAUUAAAAUAUUUUCUAUUUAUAUAUUUUUGUAGAAUGAAUUUAGCUUUUUCAAUUCAUUUGUUUAUUUGUUCGAAAAAAAGUAAAAUGAGAAUUAAAAGCAUUCCUUAAAAC
Culicoides brevitarsis is the source of this 1934-nucleotide messenger RNA. It is a transcript of the gene APC7, whose product is annotated as anaphase-promoting complex subunit 7. Gene Ontology annotation, biological process: positive regulation of mitotic metaphase/anaphase transition; cell division; protein ubiquitination. Gene Ontology annotation, molecular function: protein binding. The transcript is spliced from 3 exons. Gene Ontology annotation, cellular component: anaphase-promoting complex. Bases 112 to 1827 code for a protein of 571 amino acids. NCBI's taxonomy places the organism in Eukaryota, Metazoa, Arthropoda, Insecta, Diptera, Ceratopogonidae. The record is from RefSeq and is a predicted model, not a curated record.